Homo sapiens (human) is the source of this 7969-nucleotide messenger RNA. It is a transcript of the gene GPR174, whose product is annotated as G protein-coupled receptor 174. The record is from RefSeq and is a predicted model, not a curated record. The transcript has 3 exons. Gene Ontology annotation, molecular function: bioactive lipid receptor activity; G protein-coupled receptor activity. Bases 3659 to 4660 code for a protein of 333 amino acids. Gene Ontology annotation, cellular component: plasma membrane; membrane. Gene Ontology annotation, biological process: G protein-coupled receptor signaling pathway. NCBI's taxonomy places the organism in Eukaryota, Metazoa, Chordata, Mammalia, Primates, Hominidae.
CCAUGAAAUUUGGUUAAGCAAACACUAUGAGGACAUUCUGUAACCUGCAGAGAGAAAAGGGCUGUUUUUCAGAAUAGAGACUAUAACCUGGAUUAUAUUUGAUGUAUAAUUACUUGUUAAUGACUGAUUUAGUUCUAAGUUACAGUUUUAAGAAUUUUACAUUAAGAAAUAUUAUCUUUGUGUCUGUUUAGGUCUUUCCCAGGGGAACAUUUACUCAGAAAUUUUAAAACUAACUGAUCUCUGGGAAUCAUUAAAUUUGAAAAUAUCUGUGACAUAGUCCAAUAGAGAAAAAUUAUUAAAGUUGAUCACCCCAGGUUAUAAGUUAUUCCUUGACUGGGACUUGGGCCAAACAUGAAUGGCCAGAGUAAAACUAUAGGCUAAAUCAAUAUCUGAAGAAUAUGGGCAUGGUGGUUAAUCAGGCUGGCCCCUGCUCAAAUGCUGUGGAACCUCUGUUGUGUGGGCUUCUUGAAUACAAUACAUAGAGAUGCAAUCUUCUCUUCAUAAUUUUCAUUUAGUGACACUCCUGGACACUCAUUGGAAAAAUUUUGGACACACAAUAGAAAUGAAAAUCAAUAGUAAAUCACCCAAAUAUAGACCCUCUAAAGACUGUAUGAUGUUGCUUUGAAAAUUUUAAAUUUAAUCUAUUUAACAUUUGCAUGCAUUAACCCACUUGUCAUAUUGGGUCAAAUAAUAUGAAAUACUUCUAAGAAGUGGUGAUCAGUUCUUUAUAUUUUUCUGCAAAAUUUCAGCACAUUAAUUAAAAAGAUAGAAUUGAUUUGGUUUCAUAUCUAAAAAUUUGUUUUCAAAAUAAAAAAUUUAACUUCAUAUAACCCUUUCCUGAGUGAGGAAUUAUAUUUAGAUUGUAACAAUUUAUUUUAGAAUGAAAAUUAGGUUUGGUUUGCUCAGUCUCACUCGUAAGCAUAAUGACUUUAUUUUCUUCAUGGGGAAUUCUGAGCCUUUGGCCUUUUCCUAUUCCCACAUCUCCGGGAGUUCAGUCUAGUUUCUUUAGCAAAGGGAAAAUAAUAGUUUUCUAAUAUGAUUUCGGAUUUUGGACGUACAUUUAGGAGUUUCCAGAGCUUUCUCACAGUUCUGUACAUGAGUUUCAAAGCAGGUCCAAAGUCUCACCAUGAACUAAGGGUCAGCAUCAGAUUCAGACCAUCCUUGAUAUGGAUUUUUUUUCCCUGUAGAGCUUAUACUCUAUUCUAAAUCAAGUAUAUUUUUAGUAAUAACUCUAGAAAAAGCAGUAAAAUAUAUAAGCAGCUACUCAGAAUCUAAGAUUCAGCAGGUUUUUUGAGCUUAUCUACUACUGGCUCUUUUAUUUUUAGUGUUCUAUCAUCAAAAGUAAUAUAUAUUUUUAAAAUUGUACACUUAACGAUAUACUAAGGAUUGGGCAAGAUGCCUUACAUCAUUUUGACAACAACUACAUUUGCUUUCUCCAUUUUACAGAUUAAGAAACUAAUGUUCAAGAAAUUACAUAACUUGCCCAGUGAUAUACAACUGUUUUUUUCAACACCACUUUAUUGAGGAAGGAUUAGCAUACAAAAAGAUGUGUAUAUUUAAUAUAUAUAACUUGGUGAGUUUGGAGAUAAAUAUAUACCUGGGAAACCACCACCACAAUCUAUGCAAUAAACAUGUCUAUCUUGGUUGAGUUUCAAACCCAGUUCUGUUGAUUGUCAAAGCUCUUUCUUUAUGUUAUGCUGUCUCUAUACGAUGAAGCUAUAACUCACUAUCUUGUCCCUUUCCACUUGAGAAUCAAGAGAGUUGGUAAUAGAAGAAGUCAAGAUGUACCCAUUUCAAAACAGGCUGUCCUUUUAUUGGAUUUAGGCUAGGUGAAAAGGAAAAGGAGGCGGGGAAUAGGGAAUAAAAUGAAUAAAAUUGAGAAUUGUAAAAAGCAAAAAUUAAAUGUUUUAUUUAUCUUCAACCAUUCUUUAUGAUGUGUUUACUGUUUCUACAAGAUAUAACCCCUGCCCUCUUAGAGCUUAUUUACUUGAGGAGGAUAAGCUAGCGCAUAUUAAUUCUGAUUAUACAAAAGAGAUUUAGGAAGAAGGUGUGUGACUUCAUGGAACUUUUUGCCUUAAACAGAAUCACCAUGCAUCUAUACUUAAGCUGACAUAAUGUAAAAAGAAAAUCAUAUUAAAAUUUUUGCUUUAUUCUACAUAAUCUAAUUUAUGGCAUGCUAAGGUUUAAGAACAAAGGUUCUGAACUCCAGAUAUGAGCCUCUGUUAGAGAUUAGAGCACAAUGUGUGGUUUUAGAUGCAAGUUAAUAUCAACAAAAGGAAAGGGCUCAAAAAAUUGUACACAGAGGCUCUCCUAAACAGGUCUGCAACAAUAGAUUAAUUUAUGUGUUUACUUGUUUGCUGGCUUCCUAGUGCAUUCUAUACUGGCUAUAAGGAAUUCGAAUUUGGGAGAAUACAUGGGAUCCUUCAUAUGCAAAUCAAGUUUACACAUCAACCAUCAGAAAACACGAUAGAGCUAUUUUUAUAUUUGUGAGUAAGCUUUUUCCUUAGGAUCAAGGACUUGGAGUUCUUGUUUCAGAGCAUACUCUGCAGCUACAUUACAGAGAGAAUUAACUGGAAUCUAAUCGCAUACUUAAGUUCAGGAGCUCAGUGUGGUAACCAUCUGAUCCAGUGAGUUAUCGAAUCUUGAGUUAAAAGAACAAAAACACAAUAACAAAGUUUUAGGCUUGUCUGUCUCCUGAUAAUCCUAAUUAUUUCCCACCACAUUCUUUUGCUCUCUACACACUCACCUCCUCUGUCUGUGCUCCCUCUCCAAGAGGAAAUAGAGGAAGAACCUUGGGACAUCAGUUUCUAAACUCUCUUCUAAAUUAUGCUUUCAACAGGCACCAAUCACAAGUUUGAACUCAUGUUCCUUUGGGGCUGACUAGAAGUAUAAACCUGAAGAAGGUACUAAGCUCCCUCAUUUUUCAGUUUCUCUAUCUGUGAAAAUGGUAUAAUUGAGGACACUUCUCUCUUAAGGGUAUGGAUCACCAUGCAGAUACUGAACAGGCAUGAAUGAAUUAAUCGUGCCAGAUUCUCCAACACUUCCUCAGGAGACCCUAUUGCUCUGAUCAAGAAGUUCCAUCAGCACCGAAGAAAACAGCAGCUCUGCCUUUGUUUCCUACUUUUUAGCUUUUGACCUAUAGCUGAAAAAGUCCCAGAAAGCUGAUCUUUCCAAGUUAAUCAUCCCUGAAGAGUGGCGGACUCAUUGUGCACUAAAGCAAUCCUUUCUUCUAUGUGAGCCAAAAAAAGAAAAACGGCCUGCCAGACACCUGUAAAGAGAAGGCUAUCGUCAUAUAGGAAUUUGAGGAACUGCUAUAUGGUACAUUCCUUUUCCAAAUGGGAGAGAAUAAGCUCUCAUGAUGUCCCAGAGGGCCUUAAAAUAAACAAGAGGGGAAAUUGUAACAGCUUGUCAUCUGUGCUUGUACACUAGACUUCCAUGUAGUUACUCUAGAGAAAUCUAAAUCAAAAAUGCAGAUCAUUCUUUGAAAAAUCCCCAAAUCAUACGUAGAGACUCAGACAGAUGUGGUAAAAAGAGGAAGGUUAUUUUAUACUUCGUAUCUCCAACCCACUGGCAAUCAAUCUUUUGGAAGGAACAGCAGUUGAUUGUGAAUUUAGUUUUGAACCACCAUUAGGCAAAGAUAGUUUCUCUAGAGAGAAUCAUGCCUGCUAAUUACACGUGUACCAGGCCAGAUGGAGACAAUACAGAUUUUCGAUACUUUAUUUAUGCAGUGACAUACACUGUCAUUCUUGUGCCAGGUCUCAUAGGGAAUAUAUUAGCCCUGUGGGUAUUCUAUGGUUAUAUGAAAGAAACAAAACGAGCUGUGAUAUUUAUGAUAAACUUAGCCAUUGCUGACUUACUACAAGUUCUUUCCUUGCCACUGAGGAUCUUCUACUACUUGAAUCAUGACUGGCCAUUUGGGCCUGGUCUCUGCAUGUUCUGUUUCUACCUGAAGUAUGUCAACAUGUAUGCAAGCAUCUACUUCUUGGUCUGCAUCAGUGUGCGACGAUUUUGGUUUCUCAUGUACCCCUUUCGCUUCCAUGACUGCAAACAGAAAUAUGACCUGUACAUCAGCAUUGCUGGCUGGCUGAUCAUCUGCCUUGCCUGUGUACUCUUUCCACUCCUCAGAACCAGUGAUGAUACCUCUGGCAAUAGGACCAAAUGCUUUGUGGAUCUUCCUACCAGGAAUGUCAACCUGGCCCAGUCCGUUGUUAUGAUGACCAUUGGCGAGUUGAUUGGGUUUGUAACUCCGCUUCUGAUUGUCCUAUAUUGUACCUGGAAGACGGUUUUAUCACUGCAAGAUAAAUAUCCCAUGGCCCAAGAUCUUGGAGAGAAACAGAAAGCCUUGAAGAUGAUUCUAACCUGUGCAGGGGUAUUCCUAAUUUGCUUUGCACCUUAUCAUUUCAGUUUUCCUUUAGAUUUCCUGGUGAAGUCCAAUGAAAUUAAAAGCUGCCUAGCCAGAAGGGUGAUUCUAAUAUUUCAUUCUGUGGCAUUGUGUCUUGCUAGUCUGAAUUCAUGUCUUGACCCAGUCAUAUACUACUUUUCCACUAAUGAGUUCCGAAGACGGCUUUCAAGACAAGAUUUGCAUGACAGCAUCCAACUCCAUGCAAAAUCCUUUGUGAGUAACCAUACAGCUUCCACCAUGACACCUGAAUUAUGCUAAAACAAAAAACCAAACUGAAUGUGACCUGAAAUGCAAGUACAUCAGAACAUAUCUGCAAUACCCAAGCCACAGGGAAGAACUUGCAAAACAACACAGCUUUUCAGUUCUGCUCUAUCUUACUGCUAUGGGGAAUUCACUUCUUCAAAGCAGGACCUAUUUGGAGCAUUACGAUCCACGAUUAUUGAUGUUGACAUGUCCAUGUAGUAAUUUUUCUUCAAGUCUGUAAAUCUUAAAAUAUCAAAUUUCUGUGACAUCCUAUAAACAUAUGCACUCAACUGUAGUCAGUACUUUUACCUGUGAACCUCAGGCACAAAAAGAUUAUUAGCUUGGAGUCACCAUAAACAUUUAGUUUUGUUGCAACAGAUACUGAGUCUUUAUGUUCAGAGGAAAUGUAAGUGUCUUUUUAUAUUAGUAAUCACAGUUUACAUGCCAUUUUCAUAUGUUUGGUUAUAUUUUAGUGGGAUAGAUGAUAUAUUACCCUGUGUAAAGAAAAUGUAAACAUAAGAUCAUUUUUAUCUCUCAAGUGUGAUUACUCUUCAGAGUUUGAAGAUUAAAAUAGCUAUUUUCUUCAUUUUUGUGUCAACAUGAAACAUCAUUUGUCACACCUGUUCACAGAAUGAAAAUCUGAACUCAGGCCUCUGGCAUAUUUAAACUAAGAACAAUAUACAUAUUUACAUACGACAACCCUCUGUGACUGGAAAAGAUGCCGUGUUGCAUCUACCUAGGACAGGUAGUUUGUCAAAGUCCAUACAAGGUGACUCAAUUGGGCUCUAGGCCUAGGAGAAAGCAGAAAGGUGACAAUCACAAUUCUGCUCUCUUACACUUUUUCUAAAGAACACUUCUGGAGAUGUAUGGACCCGCCUAGUAGAGGAAGUUUUUAUCAUGUUUCUAGAGAUACAUUGAGGUAAUGUUGACAGGUUCCUGCACUUUCUGAGCCUGUGGAAGAAGUAGUGCACUAAUGAAUCAUUAAACCUGGGCCAGAGUGAAAAGAUGAAGCAAAGUUGGGUAAUCUUUUUAAAAUUCUCAUCACAUUGUAUUUCUUACUCUAAUACAAGGACACUUACUUAGCUUAGACUGCCAAGUUACUUACACAAGCCAGAGUAAGUCUCUCUGCCCCAUCAUUGCAUACAUAUUACAGUCAGUCACAUGGACCCUAGAAUCCACAUUGAUUUUUUUUGGUCUAGCUUUGCCCCAGACAUACCAUUCUAAAGCCUACAAAGCCUAGCUCUUAGCAGCUGGGGAAGGCAAUUAUUUCACCUCUUGAAAAAUGCAUAGAAGAUUAAUUUGGUCAGCCUUUGGCAACCAAUGGCCAAUGACUUGCCUACUACCUGUUUGGUACUAUUGUGUGGGAAACAGACCCAGGAUAUUAGUCGUAAUUAAACCUUAGGUUGUAAGUAUUAGAAUAUUUUGAAACAUGUUUUAGCAAAAAGCUCUAACUUUAAGAAAGUUCUACUUAAAAUCUGUGUGCUAUAUAAUGAAGAUACCUUCUACGUCUCACAGAAGGAAUGUAGAACCCAAUCAAAGGCUUUAUCAUAUUUAGAGGAAAGGGGUUGUUUUAGGCAUACAGUUAUGAUACUAAUACAUUAGGGGAAAACUGGUGACAUCAAAAUGAAUUCUAAUAUCUAGACUGAUGGAAAGUUUUCUAAAGUUUUCUUUGGACAAGUGUUGAUUUUACACAUAUGUUGUUAUUAAGAUAAUACCCUAUUAGAAAACUGACUUUGUGCUGCUAGCAAGUGUAUCUAUGUGUCUCCUAACUAAUCAUUGUAAGGUAUAUGUUUUGAUGUGUUAAAUAAGUUUUCAAUAAGUGUUAAACUGUAUUUUAAAUAGGGCAUCUAUAACUGUGUCUUGUCUCUUUGCUUUAAAGUGUCUUUUGUUUGACUAUAAUUUAGUGUUGCAAUAGGAUUGCAAGUAAUAAUUUUGUGGAAUUGUGAAAUAACUGUGGGUACUUUUAAUGUGAGAGUCUUAUCUAUAGUAUUUGUGCUUAGUAUUUUCUAGAUUAGCAUGAAUUACACUUCCUAAGGUCACUUUGGAAGAUGAUUGAUUUGAUUUAAUUAACAUAUUGAUUUCACUUUGACUAUAUUUUUCUUAAAGAGGAAGGGAAAUAUUUUCAGGAGAUGUUUGACCUUCUUAGAUGAAUGGUUGAGGGUAGGGCCCAUUUGUUAGGCAGCCCAUUUACAUCAUUCCAAAAAAGGACCAGUAUUCAGUGUUAUGCUGCUUAGCUGAGGACACCCUUUUUCCCCAGGCCUGCCCAUCUACGUUUGUAUUCAGUGCUCUGAUUUACUUUAUUCACCCCUUAUCCCAUCAAUAUGUUUUGUCUUCUGCUUGAUUCCCUUGCUCUCCCAGGCAGCAACCUGAUCAAUUCAUUCACACCAUGGUGCUAAUAGCUAAUGUUAGGUUCAUAUUAAUUUACCCAGGAAUAUCUGAAUUCCAGGCUUUAGGACUAGGCAUUAAACCAAAGUGGUGACUUUCAAUGGAGGGCUAAUACAUACUGAAGCAGACAGACUGGAGGGAAAGAAAUUUUGGAUAAAGUGGGUCCCACAGCACUGCCUUUCAUAUUGCAUACAGUAAGCAAACACCUACUUUGGUUACCAUAAUGGGAAUGCUGACUUUUAAGAAAUUAAGAAAUGUAUCCAUGAACAUGGCUAUCAGUUUCUCAGAUGUCUGCUCACCUUCUUUUCAUUUUGCCUCUCUCCUUUCCUACGUUGGGCCUGAUUUUCAGGGGAAAGUCUAAACUAGUAGCUUACUAAUUUAGGAGUACUGGUGCAGCUACGAUCCAGACAGCAGCCUGUUCUCUGAGCUUCUCCAUUCCAUGGCUUAUCCAGACUUCUCAUUUAUCACUCUCUGGGUUCUAUGAAAUUGUGGUGCAAAGAGUAAACACCCUCAACCAUAGUAAUGUAUACUUCAAGAUAAAUAAUUCCACAUUUCCUAUAUAAAGUUGUUGAAUUUUGAUUCAAAAAUGCGUAAGUAUUCCAAUAAGAAAAACUUUGUAUGUAGUGAUUUCUAUGUAAAAAUAUUGUUAUUAUUAUUAUAUUCAAAUGGUUUAUAUGUUUUCAUUGUCACUCAGUUAAGCAGCCAAUUCUGUUAGCUGGUAAUUCCACAAAGAGAAGCCAUCUGCCCCAGGAGCAACAGACCAAGCUGCCUUGGUCUGAGAGGGUGCAUCUGUGGAACUCUUGCGCAACUUACAUUUUAUGUCACCUUUUGAUUUUACUCCCAAGAUACUGUGAAAAUGUUGCACUUGGAAUUUAUUUAUGGCUAUAACUUAUAAUAUUCAUUUUAAUAAUAAAGAUUGUCUUUGUAAUUACAUAGAAA